AUUGCGCCAUUUUGAGUUGAGGCGUCGCUGUCGUCGACGAUUUCUCCUUCGAGAGCGUUGUGGCACCACACCUGUCAAGAUGUUCAAGUCAAAGCGAAAGUCAAAGAAGUUGGAGAUAUCGGCUCCAACAAACUUCUGCCACCGUGUGCACACUGACUUUGAUGAGCGGCAAAAUAAGUAUGUAGGCCUGCCGCUCCAGUGGGUCUCCCUGGUGGAGCGCAACGCCAAGGCGCUGGAGACGCGGCCUCGUGGUGUGGUGGACCCUCUGCAGGUCACACCCACAGACAUGAUGGACCUCAACAAGCCGGUGGUGCGCGGCUCGGCCAGUCCGGGCGCCGGCGCCGGUCAGCCCGUGCACAACGGCGUGGCCGUGCUGCCGCGCUCCAGCAGCGUGGCGCGCAGCAACUCGCUGCGCCAGCACUCGCCGCCGCUGCGGCUGCGCGCCGCCCAGCGCGGCCGGCCAGCGCAGGGCCCGCUGCCCGAGGAGGGUGGCGAGGAGCCGCGGCCGCCGCCGCCCGGCCACGGGCCCGCCGGAGACGGACAGGUCCGCCCGCUCGGGUACGGGGACGGCCGGUCUCCGGGCCCGGGCCGUCCGCCGCAGCAGCACCCGUCCCAGCUGGGCCCGCGCGGCCCCGGCCCCGGCCCCGGCCACCCGUCGCCGCUGCUGCGGCACCAGCGGCCCGGGCCGCAGGGACCGCUCGUCUACCCCGGACACCCGGGUCACCCGGGCGGACCGCCGGCGCACCCGGGCACCUACCCCGGCGGGCACCCGGGCGGACACCCCGGGUACCCACCGGGACACCCCGGACACCCAGGACACCCCGGCGGUCACCCGGGCCACCCCGGCCACCCGCCGCACUCGUCAGCGCAGAGCCUGGGUCCGCGGCCCUCGCCACAGCCCGGGCCGCCGCCGGCCGGCCACGAGGGCGCGCCACGCGGCCCCGGCUACGGGCCGGCCGACCCGACCGGCUACGGCGGGCCGCAGGCGGGCGGGCCGCUCUACGGCAACACGCGGCCGCCCGGCCCGCCGCCGGCCAACCUCAACGACAGCCGCGAGGGCUGGCCGCCGCCGCACCGGCCGGCGUCGGCGCUGUCCGGGGGCGGGGCGCCGCUGCCGCAGCCGCGACACCAGCCGCACCAGUCGCCGGCACCGCAGGACGGCUACCGACCGGGGCCGCCGGCCGGGCACCAGCCGCCGCCGCACCAGUCACCGCACCAGCCGCCGCAGCACCAGCAGCAGCACCAACAGCAGCACCAGCAGCAGCACCAACAGCAGCACCAGCAGCAGCACCAACAGCAGCCGCAGCAGCAGCCACAUCAGUACUACUUACCGAAGCCGCCGAUGCCGCUGCCCGAUCACCCGGCGGGCCACCACCCGGCGGCGGCGCCCCCGCACGUGCCGCCCAAGCCGCAGCCGGCGCCGCCCUCGGCCGCCACCGAGGACCACAACCAGAACAGCGUACUGAAGCCGGCGGGCGCGGCGGCCGGCGGCGGCGGCGCGACCGGCCCGGCCCGGGACGCCAAACAGCACGAACCCCAGCGGCUCUCACACGAACAGUUCCGCGCGGCGCUGCAGAUGGUGGUCAGUCCGGGCGACCCGCGCGGCGACCUCCACUCGUUCGUCAAGAUCGGCGAGGGUAGCACGGGCAUCGUAUGUAUCGCCACGGAGCGCUCCACGGGCCGGCAGGUGGCCGUGAAAAAGAUGGACCUGCAGCGCCAACAGCGGCGCGAGCUGCUCUUCAACGAGGUGGUGAUAAUGCGCGACUAUCCGCACCCCAACAUAGUGGAGAUGUACAACUCGUUCCUGGUGGAGAACGAGCUGUGGGUGAUGAUGGAGUUUCUGGAGGGCGGCGCGCUGACAGACAUCGUCACCCACUCGCGGAUGGACGAGGUGCAGAUCGCCACCGUCUGCAAACAGUGUCUGAAGGCGCUGGCCUACCUGCACUCGCAGGGCGUCAUCCACCGCGACAUCAAAUCGGACUCUAUCCUGCUCUCCGCCGACGGAAAGGUGAAGCUGUCGGAUUUCGGUUUCUGCGCCCAAGUAUCCCAGGAGCUGCCGCGCCGCAAGUCCCUGGUAGGCACGCCGUACUGGAUGGCGCCGGAGGUGAUCUCCCGGCUGCCGUACGGGCCAGAGGUGGACAUCUGGUCACUGGGCAUCAUGGUGAUCGAGAUGGUGGACGGCGAGCCGCCCUUCUUCAACGAGCCGCCGCUGCAGGCCAUGCGACGCAUCCGGGACAUGCCGCCGCCCAAACUGAAAAACACCAACAAGGUGUCGGCUCGGAUGCAGGGUUUCCUGGAGAAGAUGCUGGUCCGCGACCCGGGCCAGCGGGCCACCGCCUUCGAGCUGCUUCAGCACCCGUUCCUCACGCAGGCCAAGGGGCCCGAGGUGCUGCUGCCCCUGAUGGCCGCCGGCACGUGAGGGCAGAGCCGAGAGCAGCAGGGUAGAGCUGGGAGGGACGCGGUACCUCCGCCGGACGGUGCGGCGGCGCCGGGGCUCGGGUGUGUUCAAAGAUUCAACGAAAUGAACUGAGUAUCGGUGUCCGCGCGGCGCGCAUGGAGUGAGCGGUCGGUCAGGCCGCGAGUUAUGAGUGAAGGCGAGUUGGAACGAGUGGUAAUUACUGAGUGAGUGAGAGUGCGCGCGAGUGAUGUGUGCCAGAAUCAUAGAGAUCAUUCCCACGAGCCCCUCCUGCCUCUGCUGUCGGCGGUCGCUACCGAUGGCGAGUUUCGCCGCCCGACGGAUGGGGGUGUAUUUGUAUCAGGUAUUCGUAGCAGCUACUCAGACUCGCAGUCUCGAACCAUGGUAGCUGAAGGCGGCUAGCAAGUCGUUAUUUGAUGCAUUUAUGUACUCUACUUAAACUGUGCGGCCGACUGACUUAACGUGAGGAAGAGAUGAUAAAUAGUGAGACCCUCCGUCAGCUCUUCCCUUGCGCUUUACCGCAGCUCUUGAGAUUCCGACUGCCCUUGUAUAGUCGUCUGAUUAGUGUGCCGUCCUGAAUAUGGUUGUCAUGUCCGAAUUGGUUACACAGUGCCGCAUUGGUCCAAUGCCGCCCGUCGGGAGCUGUCGUUGGCCGUCCCCGCUUACUGAAUGCCGUCCUGUACCGACCCCAGGGUGUGUCGUACCGUGCCGUUACCGGGGCGUCGUUACCGGUGUCGUGAUACCGAUACCGCAGCGUGCCGUACCGCGCCGCUACUGGUACAGUAACGCAGUGCGGUACCGUGGCCGGGCUGCGCGCCGUGCCUUGCUGAGAGAACCGAUCGCCGUCCGAUGUGGCUUGUUACGACCCGACAGACAGACAGACAGACAGACGGACAGACAGACAUAUCGGGGCCGGGCCGGCCUGCCGCUCCCCGCGGGCAAAUGUAAUGGAGUGGCCUGCAGACAGGAGCGGCGGCGGACUGGCCGCCCGUGCCGCGCUGGUGACCCGGCCCGGGCUGUGUCCGCCCUGAGGGUGCCCUGAACUGACGGGCCGCGGUGUGGCUGAGUUCGUCAGCGCGCCCGCUCUGACGGACCGCGGCCGCAGCCGGCCGCCUCCCGGCGCUCCCUCCGCGCCCACUGUUUCAUUGUUGGACGUAACGAAUUUUUAUUGAUGUGCUCGCCGACGCCGGGGCCGCUCGUAUUGUUAGUUUGUAGACAGCAGUCUUCAGUCGACUGGCUCUUCCAUCGGCACCACGUCGGCCGUACUUAGCCGUGUGAACGGACGUUUUUGUGAUCGGAAAUGCUUCGGUCGUCGUCGACAUUGUGUAUAUUCGGUGUCAUUAUUUCGAUUUGUACUUUUUCCUUCGAUUUGUGACAUUCCCCGACCAGCUGUGUACAUUUUGUCGGACGUAGGACUGCUUUGUUAUUCAUGUUUUUGUGCGCGAGCGGCCCUAUUGUAUCAACGGAUAGACCAACAGAAACUAUGGCCAACCUUUUCUAAUAUAUAUUCCGAUGCAAA
Molecule: messenger RNA, 3935 nt
Organism: Amphibalanus amphitrite
Lineage: Eukaryota; Metazoa; Arthropoda; Thecostraca; Balanomorpha; Balanidae
Product: serine/threonine-protein kinase PAK mbt-like
Exons: 10
Coding region: 80-2419 (779 amino acids)
Biological process (GO): intracellular signal transduction; protein phosphorylation; regulation of MAPK cascade
Cellular component (GO): cytoplasm
Molecular function (GO): ATP binding; protein serine/threonine kinase activity
Source: RefSeq, a predicted model, not a curated record